UUUUGAAUAAUAAACAUGUCAAAAUUAGCGCAAAUAAAUAUGUAAUUUAAUUUUUUUAUAAACAAAAAUAUUUGGAUAAAUAUGCUGCGUCGAGGAUUAACAAGUUGUGUAACUCACACCAACUUUUUUAGGAUGUUAAGCAACAAAAGUAAACAAGAUAAAUUUUUCGAUAAAAAUAUUGCCUACGAGAGUGACUAUUACUACAGACAGGACAAAGAACUACUUGAAUUAUUACGUAAAAAAACCCAAGAUGAAGUUAGAAGUAUGAAAAAUAAAGUUCGUUCAAUGCAACAUAAAAUUGAAGUGUACAAUCGUGACAUUGACGAAACAAUGAGAUUUCUAAAUAAUCUUGAUAAAGAUAUUGAAUUAAAAAAUAAAAAAACCUAAGCUUAA
This is a messenger RNA of Aphidius gifuensis, 393 nucleotides long. RefSeq lists its product as uncharacterized. Bases 82 to 387 code for a protein of 101 amino acids. Lineage: Eukaryota; Metazoa; Arthropoda; Insecta; Hymenoptera; Braconidae. The transcript is spliced from 3 exons. The record is from RefSeq and is a predicted model, not a curated record.